This is a messenger RNA of Cucurbita moschata (crookneck pumpkin), 2302 nucleotides long. RefSeq names its product ATP-citrate synthase beta chain protein 2-like. NCBI's taxonomy places the organism in Eukaryota, Viridiplantae, Streptophyta, Magnoliopsida, Cucurbitales, Cucurbitaceae. Gene Ontology annotation, molecular function: ATP citrate synthase activity. Gene Ontology annotation, cellular component: cytosol. Gene Ontology annotation, biological process: acetyl-CoA biosynthetic process; fatty acid biosynthetic process; tricarboxylic acid cycle. Bases 217 to 2043 code for a protein of 608 amino acids. The record is from RefSeq and is a predicted model, not a curated record. The transcript is spliced from 17 exons.
UGAGCCAACUACCAGAGGCAACAGCGACCACGUGCCUGGAUCAUCUUCUCCGUUCCUUUGUCGCAGCUCCCUUCAACGUUCUCCAGUUUUACCAUUUUCGCCUUCUCUAUAUAAAUCCAAUUCCAUUUCCCAACUUCCAGUAUUCAAUUUCCCGUUAAUCCGCCACCGCCGGACUCCCUUCCUUCACUGAGCUUUCAGGUUCCUUGGACGGGCACCAUGGCCACUGGACAAAUAUUUUCUCGUACGACCCAAGCACUGUUCUACAACUACAAGCAACUACCCAUCCAACGGAUGCUUGACUUUGACUUCCUCUGCGGGAGGGAAACGCCAUCAGUUGCUGGAAUCAUCAAUCCGGGUUCCGAGGGAUUUCAGAAACUCUUUUUUGGUCAAGAGGAAAUUGCCAUCCCUGUGCAUUCUACGAUUGAGGCAGCUUGUGCAGCACAUCCCACAGCAGAUGUCUUUAUUAAUUUUGCAUCCUUCAGAAGUGCUGCUGCAUCAUCAUUGUCUGCUUUGAAACAGCCUACCAUCAGAGUUAUAGCUAUCAUAGCUGAAGGUGUUCCAGAGUCAGACACCAAACAGUUGAUUGCAUAUGCACGGGCUAACAAUAAGGUUGUUAUAGGUCCAGCUACUGUUGGUGGCAUUCAAGCUGGAGCGUUUAAGAUUGGUGACACUGCUGGAACAAUCGAUAAUAUAAUACAGUGCAAGCUAUACAGGCCUGGAUCUGUGGGCUUUGUCUCUAAAUCAGGUGGAAUGUCCAAUGAGAUGUACAAUACUAUUGCCCGUGUUACAGAUGGAAUUUAUGAAGGUAUUGCAAUUGGAGGUGAUGUGUUUCCAGGCUCCACUCUUUCUGACCAUAUUUUGCGGUUUAACAACAUCCCACAGAUCAAGAUGAUGGUUGUACUUGGAGAACUUGGUGGUCGGGAUGAGUAUUCCUUAGUUGAAGCCAUGAAACAAGGAAAAGUUACCAAACCAGUGGUUGCCUGGGUCAGUGGUACUUGUGCAACACUGUUUAAAUCUGAAGUUCAAUUUGGACAUGCUGGAGCAAAAAGUGGUGGUGAGUUGGAGUCUGCACAAGCUAAAAACCAAGCUUUAAGGGAUGCUGGUGCAAUCGUUCCUACUUCAUAUGAAGCCCUUGAAGAUGCAAUCAAGGAAACAUUUGGAAAAUUGGUCGAAGCGGGGAAAAUUACUCCAGUCAAGGAAGUGAAGCCUCCACAAAUUCCUGAAGAUCUUAACUCAGCAAUUAAGAGUGGAAAAGUUCGAGCUCCAACCCAUAUUAUUUCCACCAUUUCUGAUGACAGAGGUGAGGAGCCCAGCUAUGCUGGAAUUCCAAUGUCUUCCAUUGUUGAGCAAGGUUAUGGUGUUGGGGAUGUUAUCUCACUAUUAUGGUUCAAGCGCAGUCUUCCUCGGUACUGUACACAUUUCAUUGAGAUAUGUAUCAUGCUCUGUGCUGACCAUGGUCCUUGUGUAUCUGGAGCACACAACACGAUAGUAACAGCUCGGGCUGGAAAAGACCUCGUGUCCUGCCUUGUCUCAGGUUUGCUUACGAUUGGCCCUCGAUUUGGUGGUGCCGUUGAUGAUGCUGCUCGAUACUUUAAGGAUGCAUAUGACAGGAAUCUUACACCAUACGAAUUUGUCGAAAGCAUGAAAAAGAAAGGGAUUCGUGUGCCUGGAAUUGGCCACAGGAUCAAGCGAGGCGACAACCGAGAUAAGAGAGUGGAGCUACUCCAGCGGUUUGCUCGGACACAUUUCCCAUCUGUGAAGUACAUGGAGUAUGCCGUGCAAGUUGAAACUUACACUCUCUCAAAGGCAAACAACUUGGUUCUUAAUGUAGACGGUGCAAUUGGAUCCCUUUUCUUGGAUCUUCUUGCUGGCAGUGGAAUGUUCAGCAAACAAGAGAUCGAUGAGAUUGUCGAGAUCGGCUAUUUGAACGGGUUGUUCGUGUUGGCUCGAUCCAUCGGUCUGAUCGGGCACACAUUUGAUCAGAAGAGACUGAAACAGCCACUUUACCGCCAUCCAUGGGAAGAUGUUCUCUACACCAAAUGAUGAAUUCAGCAAUAGCAGGAGUAACAAAUACCAAUCUCUAGAAGUAUGUUUCUUUUCAAAAUUUAUUAUUGGUGCUUCUAUUUGGUGGAAUCUCUUUUUCUUCUUACACUCAUUUCCUUAGUUACUUCAAAUUUCUUUAAGGUUGUCUAGUUCAUAAAGAAUUGUACUUCAGUUUUGAAAUAAGUGUCAAUCUACAACAGUCCUUGUGUAAAAUUAUGUCUCUUAGACCUUUAAAGUCAAUGGAAAUUAUGUUCUGAAU